Molecule: messenger RNA, 1792 nt
Organism: Pseudomyrmex gracilis
Lineage: Eukaryota; Metazoa; Arthropoda; Insecta; Hymenoptera; Formicidae
Product: prostaglandin E2 receptor EP2 subtype
Exons: 6
Coding region: 228-1400 (390 amino acids)
Biological process (GO): inflammatory response; adenylate cyclase-activating G protein-coupled receptor signaling pathway; positive regulation of cytosolic calcium ion concentration
Cellular component (GO): plasma membrane
Molecular function (GO): G protein-coupled receptor activity
Source: RefSeq, a predicted model, not a curated record
UAAUUUAAAAUAUCAACGAGAAAAAAUAUCAAGAAGAAAGCAAUGUAAUAAUUGCAGCAAUAUUAUUUUAAAAAAAGUAACAUUUGUGUUGAUUAUUGGUUGGCACAACGAUUUGAUCAGAACAUUGUUAUUUGAUUGUGCACAUUGCAGAUUACGGUAUUAAAAUAGAUUUUUAACCAAGUACAAGAUAAAUACAUGAACUUAAAAGUAUUAUAAAAAGUGCAAUCAUGGAGAAUACUUGGCAAAAUUACAGUCUUGUAGCGAAUACAACAAUAAUACCCGAUAUGAUGAAAAUUGUAUCAAAGAGAUACGUAACUUUUGCUUCUCAGCUUGUACUAACUUUUCUUUAUAUAAUUGGUGUUAUUGGUAAUUUAUUGGCUUUGGUCAUUCUCUCACGAGAUAAUAAGGGAAGAAAUCGUAAACAUUUGCUAAUGCUGCGUUGUUUGGCGAUUAACGAUCUUGUAGCAUUAGCCGGUAUGUUGGUGCAGAUGUAUUUUACAAUUUACGUAGGCCGUGUAACAUCUACAAAACUAGUUUGUUCAUUGAGAAUUAUUUGGAGGUUUUUUGGACUCUUCAGCGGCUGCGUCGCUUUUAUCAUGGCGAUAGAACGCUGGUUAGCUUUGACCAGACCUUUUGUUUAUCAAAAGCAGGUGACGUAUCCAGUAAUUGUGCGUUGCAUAAUAGCACUUUGGAUAAUAUCGCUAGUAUUAGCUAGUCUUCCUUUAAUGGGUUUUGGAGUUUUUUAUAAAAGUGGACGAUGCGUUCGGUAUAGAGAAGCUACCGAUCCAAGCGAUAUUGCUUAUGCAUAUGUAUGGUUUACUUUUGGUACCGUUUUAUGUACAUCUAUUGUAUCGUGUAAUUUAACGGUCUCCAAGGCUUUGAAAAAAUUACAUCGCACAGGUGCUUUAAGAAGAAUAUCUAAAGCAUCAUCAAGAGCAAAACCCUUAUUAAAUGUAACUGGACCACCAAAUCAAUCAGAAGGUAUAAUAACUACACCUGAAGAAAAAGCAUUUUCAAAGCUUAUGAAAUUGUUAUCGAUAUCCUUUGUGGUUUGCUGGAUGCCGCAAAUGAUUUCUAUUCCACUAGCUCAAUAUGCGAUACAGUUACCUCAAACAGCCAUUAUUGCACGAAAAUGCAUCCGGAUUUUUCAUGUCGUAGCUGAUAUAGUUUUAUGUACUCAUUUCACUCUGGAUCCGUACAUUUAUGUAUUAUUGCGAAUGCCAUUGUCGAGAUUUCACUUGUUGAAUCUAUGUCAACUCUGCUCUAAUCGAAAAUGCUCCAAUUCAUUCUCAGAAAGAAAUCGUCAAUGUACUAAUGGUGAUCCACCUACGCCGAUUACUGAAGCACCAUCAGUACCUGUAAGUGAGGACCAUGAAUUACACAUAGUAACGUAUUUCUAAAAUUACGACAAAUAAUGAAUAAUAUUUGCACUGUAUCUUCUUAAAAAACAAUUACAAGAUUGUAAUACUGUAUAAUCUUUGUAAACUACUUAUAUAGAAACGAACAUUUUUAUUUAAUAUUUUGUAUAUAAUAAUAAAAACUUGUUGAGAAUAAGAGUAGGAUGUAAAACUUUAGUUUCUGAAAAGAGAAAAGUACAAGAAAGAAAAAUAUUUAAUUCGGGAAAUGUUCACUUUUUAAAAUCAAAAGAAAUAAGACUAUAUGAAAGAAAUGAUAAGGCUAAUAGGAUAUACAAGAUGCAAAUCAAACAAUCGAUAUAGAUUUAUAAUUAUAGGUGAACGCGCGCGCGUGCAAGAGAAAGAGAGAGAGAGAGAAAAAGCAUUUCUGAAAUGUU